AGUACCAAACGUAUUGUCGUGUAACACAAUGACCAAUGCUGUUUUUCACACUUUUUCUCUCUCGGUCUGGCCAGGCUUCUCUGAGUUUCCCCGUUGUUUCGCCUCUUCUUCUUCUUCUUCUUCUUCUUCUUCUUCUUCGUCUUCGGUGUCUCUUUCUAUUCCCAACCGUCCUCCUCUUAGGUACGCCGUGCUUGGUGCGGGUUUUGCUGGAAUCUCUGUUGCGUGGCACCUGCUUAAGGAGUGUCCAAAGGAGCUGAGAAUAAGUGUUGAUGUAUAUGAUGAAAUUGGCAUCGGAGGUGGAGCUUCUGGAGUGUCCGGAGGGCUACUCCACCCUUAUUCUCCUAAAGGCAAGCUACUUUGGCAUGGUGCUGAGUGUUGGAGAGAAUGUUUAGAGCUCUUAAAUGUUGCCGAGACAGCGGCUUCUUCUCCCUGUUACCCAUAUGCUGAGAAGGGAGACUCUAAUAAGAGUUUCGGAAAUUUUUUGGUUCGAAGAAGUUCUUCUUCUUGCUUCAGGGGAAUCUUGAGACCAGCAACAAAUGCCAAGACUCUAGAUUUAAUGAGUGAUAAUGCUCGAAACUGCCUUGCUAGCUGUGUAGUAGAGACUAUUGACAAAGAUGGUGCACAAAAUCUUGUCCCCAAUCUAUGCCUGCCUUUAAACUGUGCCUUCUAUUUUCCAGAAGCUAUGAAUGUUAAUCCGCAGCGAUAUCUCCAGGCACUCUUUCUAGCAUGCCAGAACACAGCAGAGGCAUCACUUGGAAGGAAAAACGUAACUUUGGUGAAGAAAUCUAUAGAUGAUGUGUUCGAACUUGAAGGAGAAUAUGAUGCAGUAGUAAUAUGUCUUGGAUCCAAGAUAGACUUUCUUCCAGGGCUUAUUGGAAAGCUACCUUUAAGGACUUGCCGAGGUGUCAUUACUCAUUUGGAGUUACCCGAGAGUGCCAGGGGUUACCCUGAUGGUGGACCUUCGAUCUUGUCAGAUGCAUGGCUCGCAGUUCAGGGAUCUCGUAAUCUACACAUGGGAUCCACGUGGGAGUGGCAAUC
Camelina sativa (false flax) is the source of this 1038-nucleotide messenger RNA. RefSeq lists its product as uncharacterized. The record is from RefSeq and is a predicted model, not a curated record. Gene Ontology annotation, cellular component: cytoplasm. Lineage: Eukaryota; Viridiplantae; Streptophyta; Magnoliopsida; Brassicales; Brassicaceae.